Messenger RNA from Chaetomium globosum CBS 148.51, 378 nucleotides. RefSeq lists its product as uncharacterized. NCBI's taxonomy places the organism in Eukaryota, Fungi, Ascomycota, Sordariomycetes, Sordariales, Chaetomiaceae. The record is from RefSeq and is a predicted model, not a curated record. The coding region runs from base 1 to 378 and encodes 125 amino acids. The transcript has 2 exons.
AUGCCCGAAACUGCUGGCAAGGCUCGGAAGGGAAUGCACGUCGGCGGGCUCCGUGAGACGGCAUACCAAUUGUUUUCCCAGAGCCUUGAUAUUCCACCUAGGCUGCGUUACCUGGAGAUUUCGGGGCCGGGCAAGAAGACGAAUCCAUCUGUCAUCGACCAUCCGGAGGGACUCGAAUCCGGUCCCAGCCAUUAUAAUUCCCUAGUUGGGGGCCAUCCGGGGCUGGUUCCUGCAUGCACGGGAUUCAGAAAUUGGGGGCCGCUAGAGUUGCAGGCGCCGACACGUCUGAUGGCAGGAUACCGGACGAUGCACUCCCUUCCCCGAAAGUGGCUCCUGCAGCCCCCAACGGUGGAACUUUUAGCGGAACAAAAUAGCUAG